AUGGAUUUCAACUUCACAAUCGAAGUAAAUCAUACAGGUUCGUUUGUCCCCAAACCAAUUGUGUAUUUCAAUCCAGUAAAAAUGGUUGUUAGCAAUGUCGAUUUCAGAAGCAUGAGUUUCAUGGAGUUCAUCUCGUAUGUGAAGAACUUGGUCAAGGAUGGAACAAUCAGUGUGUACUAUUGUCUUCCACAACGUUCACUGAGAGAUGGGUUAAGAGUCUUGGAAGAUGAAAAUGAUUAUGUUUGUUUCCUUGAUGUUGGAUAUGAGAAUGGGGGUAUCAUCAAUUUGUACAUUGAUCACAGUCAAUAUCCAGUUAUGGAGUGGAUUGAAGAAGAGAUAGUUGAAGAUGGAUCGAUAGAUGGUAAUACGGAUGAUGAUGAUGAUGUAGACUCUGAGCUUUCAGAUGAUGAGUUCGUGGAGCAUGAGCUUGAUGAUGAUGUGAUACAACUACAACCAUCUGAUGAUCCUCUCAUUAGAAGAAAAUUUUUCAAGCCUCCAAGAGUUGUGGAUGAUGAGAAAGAUGAUAAGAAAGAUGUCAAGAAAAAUCCUUAUAAGUAUCUAGUUCAUGAUCCUAACCAAAAAUGGGAUACAAUGUUUCCAAUCUUAGGUAUGAAAUUCUGUGAUCGUUAUGAACUUAAGCAUUUGUUAAGCAAUUAUACUGUCGCUAAUGGGUAUAAACUUUGGUAUGAAAAAAAUGAUUCAACUAGAUUAUUAGUUAGAUGUUGCAAAGGUGAAGAGAAGUCUAAAUGCCCUUUUACGUUGUGGGCAACUUGGAUGAGUAAAGAAAGAUCAUUUCAGAUUAAGUCCUUAAUAUCUGAACAUAAUUGUAGUAGGGCCUUCAAUUUAGGUUCAAUGGUCACAUAUAGUUGGAUUGGAAAACAGUUAAUAGAAACCAUAAUAGAUAAUCUAAGAAUUAGUUACAUGAAAAUGGCAGCAACAGUCCUUAGAGAUUUUAAUCUAAAAGUUAGUUUUGGUCAGUGUAGAAAUGCCAAAAAAUUUGCAAUGGAUGAGAUAGAAGGGAGCUUGGUGGCACACUAUGAAAAGCUUAGGAGUUAUGGUUUGGAGUUAUUGAGGACUAAUCCAGGUUCCACAGUGAAAUUGGAUGUGGAUAUCAUGCCUGAUUCUGCAGUCCAUUUUUCUAAGAUGUAUAUUUGCUUGAAGGCUGUGAAGGAUGGUUGGAUUGAGGGGUGUAGUAGAGUGAUCGGUGUAGAUGGAUGUUUUUUAAAGGGACUUUGUAGAGGUGAGGUACUUUCAGUUGUUGACAUUGAUAUGGGACAAGGCAGAGGACUAACCAUCAUCUCUGACCAACACAAGGGAUUGAUUGAAGCAGUUAAGGAAAGAGUGUCAGAAUGUGAGCAUAGACAAUGUGCUAGACAUGUUUAUGCCAACUUCAAGAAAAAAUUCUUAGGAACUGAAUACAGGAAAUUUUUCUGGUUUGCUGCCAAGGCCACAACAACCACAAAAUUUGAAGAUAUCAUGAAGGAGAUCAAACUGAUUGACAGUACUGCCUAUGAACACCUGAAGGAAAAAAAACCAAACACAUGGUCUAGGGCAUUUUUUAGGGAAGAUAGUGGUAGUGAUUCCAUUGAAAAUGAUGUAUCAGAGUCAUUUAAUGCAGCUAUUGUGGAAGCUAGAAAAAACCAAUAA
Molecule: messenger RNA, 1647 nt
Organism: Lactuca saligna
Lineage: Eukaryota; Viridiplantae; Streptophyta; Magnoliopsida; Asterales; Asteraceae
Source: the annotation of a GenBank genome assembly